Messenger RNA from Microdochium trichocladiopsis, 505 nucleotides. RefSeq lists its product as uncharacterized. The record is from RefSeq and is a predicted model, not a curated record. Lineage: Eukaryota; Fungi; Ascomycota; Sordariomycetes; Xylariales; Microdochiaceae. The transcript has a single exon. Bases 11 to 436 code for a protein of 141 amino acids.
UGAGGAGCCCAUGGCUCUCUGUUGCACACUAUGUACUCCGUACGCCAGUUGCGCCGGAAGAGCUCCUACGAGCACCGGCUCGCACCGACGCCCGCGUGGCCCGGUAGCCGCGAUGCCACUCCCUUUCGCCUCCCCUGCCGUGGCGCCGGAACCCACCCGUCCCAGACGCCCGUGGGUGUGCCCUGCGCCCGCUCCAGACCUUGGCUCCGCACCGGCUCCAGCCGGAGUGGUUCAGGUACAUUGUGGGCGUGGCUUCUCAGCACGGCGACCCGGGUCACUCUACUUGAUGCGGUUGUGCGCGGCGGGCGGGCUGCCCAGCCUGGUGGGGACUGGAGAUCUCCAUGUGCGCUCAUCAUGGGCUUCUGCCGUCACACCUUCCUACCGGUACCUAGGGCAGGCCGCUCAGGACAACCACAUCGCGGGACCCCACCGCUGACAGCGUGGUUGUCGGCGUGGCUCGUCCCUGGAUCAGGGUCCCGACAUCCUCGCGCGUGUAGAUUCACGA